Enterobius vermicularis (human pinworm) is the source of this 375-nucleotide messenger RNA. The record is from the annotation of a GenBank genome assembly. Lineage: Eukaryota; Metazoa; Nematoda; Chromadorea; Rhabditida; Oxyuridae.
AAACAAAAACAACAAAAAUCUCUCCUGCUUUUUUUUUUAAUGCAAAAAAGUCAAAAAUUAAUAAAAAAAAAAUACUGUGCUGUUAUUUAUUCACUUUGUUCCUUUUUUCAGGUUUGUUACAGCGAAUACUAUACGGUACGUUGGACUACCGGUGAAAUUGAUCACAUAUUUGAUCGAUUUUGUGCCCAUUACGUGGAAUGUACAUUUCGUGGUUUCUAUCCCAAUUGCUUAUCGUUACCAGAUUUGGAUGAAAAAGUACGGCAAACAUUCUUUGCUCAGCAAGCCAAAACCUAUCAGAAACGUAUUGACCAAAUAUUACAUUCCAGGUUUGAAUUCAAUUCUUUCUUCCCCAUCAUCAGUUGCUGCCAUCGCUGA